Laccaria bicolor S238N-H82 is the source of this 1770-nucleotide messenger RNA. RefSeq lists its product as uncharacterized. The transcript has 9 exons. The coding region runs from base 1 to 1770 and encodes 589 amino acids. NCBI's taxonomy places the organism in Eukaryota, Fungi, Basidiomycota, Agaricomycetes, Agaricales, Hydnangiaceae. The record is from RefSeq and is a predicted model, not a curated record.
AUGGACGAACCCGAUGUUUUCUGGGCUGACGUGCUCAAACGGUGGUCUGAUGCUUCACAGAAUGUGGUAAGGCUACGCAAGGAGCUCACGCAAACGCAAGAAGAACGGGAUAAAUACCGCCACGAAUUGCACUCUUUCAAGCAAGUAACAGAGCCUUUCCCACUUCCUUUUGGGCAACCUACAACCGCGACGCUGGAAGCAUAUCCCCCAUCGAGCACUGUCACAUCGAACAAGCUUCAGGAGGCCGAAGCUGGUCUUGGGAGAGCGAAGCACGAAUACCAAAAGCUUCGGGAUCAGCUCAAGGACUCUGAGCAGAGGAUAGAAUCACUUGUUCUACAAAUCACUGCUCUUCAGCGCGAACGGGACACGAUCCAAGCAUACAGCAAGAAUAUUCAAGAAGAGCUUGAAACACUUCAAAGAGCACACUCAACUCUUCAGUCUGAACGAGAUGAACUAAAUAGGCUCAACAACGAUAUUCAAGAGCAAUUGAAAACUGCUCAAGCAGAACUUUCCGCGUCUCAGUUGGGAAAUGAUGAUUUAACGCAGAAACUGCAGCUUUUAUCCAACAUCUCCCACGAGAACGAAACUUUGAGACAGCAGCUGCUCCAACUCAACGAGGUUUCUACAAACAAACAACCGCAGGACUGGAAUAAGGCUCGGGUAUACUCACUUGAGGAGCAGGUUGAACGUCUGGAGUUCUCGAACCAAGCACUCGAAAAAGACAACAAGAGUCUGCGCGACGAACUUAAGACUGCCCAUGGUAAUCUUCAUAAGAUCAAGGAGAGUAACAACGUUCUUCAUGAGACGAUUACAAAGUUAAAACAGUUGGCACGACAUGUUGUGGUCCCCGCCAGUCAUAAACCUCAUGUAGCUUCUGCUAGGACGACGCAGUCUGUCCCUGCAGAAGUAAUACCGUCAGUCAACAUCGCCAGUCUCCCGAAUGCGCUCAAGAAGCCCGUGAAGCCGACUGCAAACCACCUUACUGUUGACUCUGGCAAAGAAGAUCCGACAAUCGUCGAGCCUUCUGUGUCGAAACCGCAAUCAUCAUCUGUUACUCCACGUAUUCCUCCCCACCGCCAAAUGGAGAUUGACAGCUUUCCUGUUUUUAUCCCCGAUGUUGAUGCCGCGUCCGACCAUACCUUUGACCGUGAGUUUAUGAAGAAUGCAUUGGGUGGAAGCAUUCAACCGCUGAUUGUUCGGAUUACUGCUAGCCAAACACCUUUGGCAGAAACACGAAACAUUUCUAGUUACCUUUGUCCCGGUUUGGACCAUAAUCCUUGGUGCCCUUCAACGCCUGGUGAAAAUGGAUACAUAUUCGUGGGUCUUGGCAAAGAGAAAGAUACUUUCGAGCUUCCUGAAAUACACAGUGUGUUUGUUGGACUGAAAAAAACGAAGACAAAAGAUAAUCGGAGAUUUCGGUACCUUGGGAAGUACAUCGCAAAGCGAGUUGAACCUCUUAGUCCUCAGGAAUGGAAGACACUUGCCAUUCAUGUCAGGUGCACAUACGUUCAAACAACAAAGGCCAAAACAAAAGAUGUUCGUACCCUUGACGCCAUCAUGGCUGCGUACGAUAGCGGAGAGCUAUUGGUCCCCUGUGUGCGCUUACAGUGCAUAGGAUUCGACGAACAACUCUUCGGAGCGUUGAUAAGCAAGAUGGCUACCCCUUCUUCAAAGUCCACUUCGGCAGCGCGAACCAAGCGAACAAGGGAAGGCAACGAAGGCGACGAAUCUUGCGAGAGAAAGAAGCGGACUGUUCGACAAGUUCAAUAA